CCAGGCUGCAGGACAGGAGAGAGUCACCGCCUACAUCUCCGUCUCUCUCUCUCUUCUCUCUCCCCCUGUUCUCCAUGCCGCGUCUCGCUGUGCUCAUCUCGGGAUGCUCUGUGUUCCUUGUGUUAAGCUGGGCAAUGGUCGCGAUUCGCCAGGCGAGCCAGCCUCAAUUCCAUCCCUCCUCGCCAACAAUGUUGCCGGCAGCGAAAGCGCAGAAAGGAGGUGGCGUUGGUAUACACAAGGAGGACGCAGCCAAGCUCAAGAACCGGUUCAAGAUCCCUGAGGGGAUGGACCUCGGCGACCGCGAGCUCGAUCGGAAUGGGAAGCCGAAGAAGAGGAUGGGGUCGAGGGGCAUCUCCGUCGACAGGAAGAACAUCGUCGAGACUGUUGAGAUGGAUGACCUCAGGGCCCCGCCGGGACGCCUGUGGAUUCCCGCCGCGCUCUCCGGCCCCAUCAACCACGACUCGCCAGACAACCCUCUCUUCAACGUGCUGGUGGCCUACUGCCAGCUGGACAUGGUCGCCUACCACAAGAGCCCGUGGCUGUUCGCUAUGGGAGCGUUCCACCAACGGACCUCCGGGUGCAUGGACGACCCGAGCUUGACCCGGACCUACAGACUCUCGUCCCUUAAGCGAGUGCUAGAAGAAAACCCCGACGAGUUCAUGGAUCCCACCGGCUUCAUAUACCACGAAACCCGCUGCGGCUCCACCCUUUCGGCGAACAUGAUAGCCGCCGUGCCCUCCAACAUCGUGCACAGCGAAACGCCUCCACCUGUUGCGGUCCUCAACCUGUGCCCGAAAACCGGAACAUGUCCCGAUGGGUUGAGAGAGGAACUGGUUCGAACCGUGUUCCGUCUGAUGGGCCCGGUGCAAGACGGCCACACGGACCUGUUCUUCAAGUUCCAGAGCUCCAAGUUCCUGCCGGCGAUCGAGCAGGCGUGGCCGGAGACUAAGUGGAUCUACCUCUUCCGAGACCCCCUCGAGGUCAUUUCCUCCAACCUGAAGGGAGCCUGGCGAAAACAGGUCGCUAACCAAGAGCGCAAUGUCACGUCCCCCGCGGUCUACAACCUCGGCGGGCCCUGCGUAAGGGGCGCAAAGGGCGGCGGGUCGAGAAAAUUGCCAAGCCAGGAAAGCCUUGUUACUACUUGCGCUAAGCACCUGGAGACGUUGAACGAGAUUGCUCUGACGCAGAUCGUGGGGGGCUCUCCCAAUGGGUUGGCCGUCGAGUAUCGACAGCUACCGGAGGUCAUGACGGAGUACGUGUACCCGGAGCACUUGGGCAUGGCUGAGACCGAGGAGGAGCGUUCGGAGUUCAAGCUCUGGAUGGAGCCAGUGACUCACGUGUACUCGAAGGGCAUGGCAACGCCUGCCGAAGGCGCCGAGUAUGAACAAGGGAUGGACCUCGAGUUGAAAGAGGAGGGAAGCGACCCGCGCAUGCGAGCAGCGGCCGCCACCAUGUGCGCGAACUACCGCUCCCUCGUCGAACUGCAGCGAUGGCGAAAGGAGGAACAGGGCAGCACGAUGGGGACCUGUGAUGUUAGAUGACGCCUUCUCUCUUGGGCAUGCCACUACCAUACUGGUACUUGGUGGGCAUGGUUACUCCUGUGUCUUGUGUAGGGUAGACGAAGCCCUCCUCCCCAAGGCGAAGGCGUUAAGCCCAACUCUUCAGAGGGGCGCUGCCAUGAUAUUUAGGUAGGCGUGAUGGGUGUGGACCUAAUUUUGCACUCAAAACAGCAGCGUUCAAGGCUAAGUAUUUUUGGUGUGCUAAACGAGGGUGCCCGGUGUGUAGCUGUACAGCCCUCUUCGUAUUGGCAAAGACGGGCGUGAGGCUAGAAGGGCUUACAUGUAGCGCGGGUGCCUGGUGGCCAGAAAUGCCACUAGUACUAGCCAUAUACGAAAGUGUAGUACUGUACAUACACUGAAAAGUGUGGUACACGUCUCACCAGGGAAAAUGGGGGAACUGUCGCCAUAAUAAAUAGGAUGAAAACAAACUGGCCAGGAACCUGGUCGGUGUCGUCGUGUUGCUCGUGCUAUUUCGCCGAGCACGGCCGCCGCUAGACAGGGAGUGCAGCUCGAGACAUGUGUGUGUUUUGUUUUGUUUUGUUUUGUUUUGUUUUCGAAACUUUCCCCCUUUCUUCCAAGCCGCCGAUACUAAAGCAGUAGAUAUAUGGUUAGCGGGUGCGGCGAAGGGCUACUGCAUCGAGCAAGCCUGCCGAUAGACAGGUAGUGCAGCUAGAGACAUCUGUGUGUGUUUUUUCGAAAAGUUCCCCCUUCUCAAGCCGCGGACACUCGCAGGUAUUUGGCGUUUGGGAUUGGCGGGUGCGGCGAAGGGCUAUCGCAUUGGCCAACGAGGAGAAGAGCUCUUUGGAACUCAUGGCUUGUUCCCCCCCCCCACCCCACGCGGGGUAUAUAUGAGGGGAGGGCGGGGAGGUGCAUCGAUCCGGCCUUUUUUAUUGCCGUACCCUGCUUUUCCCAUGUCUUGGUUUCCUGUAGACGUGGUCAAUUCCUUGAUAUUCGAUGUUGGUUUGGUUUCCCUCGACUUGAUUCUGUAUCCCACUUUUUAUUGCCGUUGUGCAUGUUUUGCGCGGGUGGCACAAGUCUUGUAGGUUCUUUUUCGAUACAGUUUUUGUCACCCGCAUUCUUGCAAGAUAGUAUUUUUUGUUUUUUUUUGCUGCAUGGUUCGUUAUUAAAGUGUUGCCAACUGUUGAAAAUGUGGCGGCAAAUUUGAUGUGUAUUCCGCUGGCUUGAAUUUGAUUUUAAAAGUCCCCACUCAGUCAGGACUUCCCGAACAUGAGUUCUCCGAGGGUGGCUUUCUUUCGUGGCUGCGAUCAAGGAGCAAGGAAUGCUGUGUCUCCAACGCUGCUCCUAAAGCCUCCUCCGUUCAUUGGUUGGUGUGGUUGUACAGUAUUGUCGGUAAGACCAAUGAGACGGAGUACCGGUGCUUGAGGGCCCCGCCCAUGGUGGUUCGCGUGUAGCGCUUACGAAAUUCAAACCAAGUUUUUUUUUUUUGCGGUGCGG
This is a messenger RNA of Ectocarpus sp. CCAP 1310/34, 3014 nucleotides long. NCBI's taxonomy places the organism in Eukaryota, Phaeophyceae, Ectocarpales, Ectocarpaceae. The record is from the annotation of a GenBank genome assembly.